AGCAGACAUUCUGUAGGCACUUCAGCACAUUCACUGCUUGGAACUGCUAAGAGACGGCAGACAGAAUGGGAGCAGCUAGCUUCAACUAUUGGAUCCUUCUGACAACAGCUCUAAUCAGCCUGACAGCCUUACAAGCUACACUGGCUGAAGUGGUGAUGUCCCUUCCAGCUCAACUGGAAGCAGAAAUUGAUGGAUCCAUCCAGCUUCCUUGUACCCAUCAGGUGACAGGGACUACCUCGAACCAUAUUGUGGAGUGGUUUGUUGAGGUCAAGAAUGGGUUAAGAGAACGUAUUGCAUUCAGAGACUUGACCAGCUCCAAGAUUGAUGUACACACUGACUAUACGGAUCGUAUCAUCGUGCAACCAGAUUAUACACUUACUGUUUCCAACGUGCGUCUAAUUGAUGAGCGGAUAUUCUAUUGUCAGGUGACAGCAGGCUCUUCUGGUAGUGGAGUGGGAAUGACAAACUUGAAGGUGUAUGCUGUUCCUGACAAGCUGGAAAUAACAAAUAAGAAAGAGGACCUAGUUGUGACAGCACAUGCUACACCCCUAGAGAUUGCAACUUGCACAGUCAAAAAUGUCUAUCCAACACAACAGAUCAUUUGGUACAAAAAUGGGCUUCAACUGGAAACAGUCACUGAACGUAAUGAUGAUAUGUACAUGGCACCUCAUACACUGAGAGAACCAUCCGGGCUGUUUACUGUUUCCAGCACACUUUUUAUGAAAAUUUUCAGGAAGGACAAUGACUCCACAUUCCAUUGCAGUGUUAUAUAUGAAACGCCCAAGAGGAAAAUCCUUAUUCUGAAUUCAACCAUGGUACAUCGCAACAUCCACUACUACACAGAAGAGGUGACCUUUGAACUGAUGCAGCCAAAGGUAAUCAAAGAGGGAGAUAAAGUUACAAUGAAGUGUACAGCAGAUGGCCAUCCUGUUCCAGAGUUCCAGCUCUCCAAACUACAGCAUGGUGAGGAAAAAGAAAUUCCCUUUUCUAGCAAUGGCAUCUACGUUUUUAAAAGCAUCAGAAGAAAGGAUAGUGGCACCUACCGUUGCGAAGCUUUGGAUUUUGAUUCACCAGACGAAAUCAAUCUUAAAAGAGACCUGGUCAUCACAGUAAACUAUUUGGAUUCUGUAAUUGUACAUCCUUCGGGCACAGUGACUGUUUCACUUGGAGAAACAAAGGAAGUGACUUGCACAGCAACUGGAUCUCAAGAACCAAAAAUUAUGUGGCUAAAGAAUGGCAAACCUGUUUCCGACACACAAAUUCUCAGCUUGAAGGAAGUUGACUACAACUCACAGGGUACAUAUACCUGUGAAGCAAGCAUCCCUUCUGUACCAGGGUUGGUCAAGACAAAUAACACUGUCAUCACUGUGACAGGUAAACCUGCUAUGGAAGACCUGAAGAGUGAAUAUGACAUUGAACACAACAAGGCUACUUUGACCUGUUCAGCAGUAGGAAAUCCCUUACCUAUCAUCACUUGGAGUAUUCCAAAAUUAAAGCCUAUGGACAGUCAGUCAGAAAACAGAGUCACGAGUACACUGUUGAUAGAGAUAACAAAGGAACUGUCUGAGAGUACAGUACAAUGCACAGCAAAAAACGAAGUGGGCAGCUCCAUGAAAACAAUCCAGUUGAUUAAAUUACCAGAGAAAGAAAUGACGGCUGGAACAGGAGACGUGGACCCGGUUCUUAAAUCAGCUGACCAUCAAACAGGAACAGGUAGUAGUGUGGCCGUCAUUGCAGUCGUUGUUUCUGUUGUACUGCUCCUAGUGAUUGUUGGUCUCCUCUACUUUCUGCACAAAAGUAAAAAGCUGCCUUGUGGCCGACAAGAGAAGUCGUCACUUACUACUGCAGAAGGAAAGACGGAAGAUAUAGUCGUUGAGAUGAAGAAUGACAGACCAAAUGAGGAGGCUGGACUGCUAGGUGCAAAGUCUGGGAAACAAUAAGCAGAACAGUGCCGAAACUGCUGCACAGAAUUGGUACAGAAUCAUAGCACAAUCCAUGCUCCUUGUGUUCUGCCCAUGCACCAAGAAGAAGAAAAAGACGACGCAUGCUCCUGCUGUUUCAGUAAAACUGCUGUGUGUCAUGUGUUCAGAAACAGCAGAUGGUUUUCAUUUUCAGAAAACUGCAAAAGCAAACACCUUACUGUAAUCCAAAAUAGUGCUUUUUUUUGUUGUUUUGCUACUGUACAUACUGUUCGGUGCAUGCCAGUCUGAAGUGUCGAUGUGAUUCUGGAAUGUCCAAGGCUCCCAUUCAUUCUCGAAGUCCAGCAGUACCUUAGAAACCAAAUCAACUGUCAACCAUUUGUUAAAUGUCAAAGCUGUGAUGUCACUUCCGGGUCCUUGUAAUAUAUCCCAAGCAAAAAGUAAUUUCCUGUGUGUUGUAAUAUAUUCUUCCCCUUUCCUUUUGUGACAUACAGCAGUUGUUCUGUGUGCACAGAACACUAACAUUAUGUUAAGACAGACAAAGAACAGCCUUACCAAAAAUUGAUCACAACUGGAAAAGAUGUCCUACUGAUUUUUCUGCCACUAAGUUGGACUAUGCCAGUCUAGCAAAGAAAUAUCCUCUGGAUGCUUAUAACACUUUUUGAAAACUAUCUGUAUAUAAUGUUUAUUAUUUUAUAAAGUGUGUGAUGUCUCUUCUGUUUGUGAAGGUACUCUGGUUGUGGAUGAAUGCAUUGCUUUUCUGUAUUCCUUUAUUAAUCUGUUUAGUGUAAGACUAGUAGAUUUACAGACAUUAGAAUGUUUUUACUUUGACAAGGAAUCUAUACUGAAGCUUAUCUAGCAGUUGUAUAUGAAAUGCAGAAACAGAGUUGUUGCAGCCAAAGCUGGCAUGUUAUCUUUCACUGACUGCUAAACCCCCUUCCUACUUUAUACUUGUAAGGCAUAUGAGUUAAAGUGUGAGCAUAUGUCAUUACAAGUGAUUGGAUCCUUAAGGAAAUUCUGAGUGCGUUUGCAUACUUACCUGUGCUUAGUAGCAUGUCACCUUCACAAAGUUACACCUUUAUUCUUAGCUGUAAGGUCUCAUCUAGCUUAUACCUUUACUUUCCUGCCUGUGAGGUGCUCCCCCACUCUUUGUACCUGUUGAUUAUGUAUGCCUCAUCACAAUGUCCAGCAGCUGCACAUUUUCACCUCCUGCCAUUGUGGCAUUUCCACUCAGCACAGCCUUCUACAUGUGAUGCUGCCUUCCUGCUUCCCACAUCCAUUAAUAAAUGUUUCUUUCUGCUUUGGAAACCCAAAUAUCAUGGGAUGAUCUCUACUGAGCUAAUGUUUUGCAAGAAAUGAAUCACGAAACAGGCUUGGUGGGCAUUUUUAUAUAGAUUCUGUUUAAUCAAGUUUAAUAUAAUGUGUCAUUAUAAUUUGUCUGACUAUAAUGCUUAGUACUCAGAUUUACAGCACACAAAUUUUGACAACUGUUACAUUAGUGUAGCCUACAGUAAGUUUUAGAUGGCAAUCUGUGUAUCCCACAAUCUCAUUGGGAAAUGAAUGCAGGCUGUAUGAAUACUUUAAUGGUAGUUUACUGUUUAAGCUCUGUUUCAAUAUUCUUCUUUCUCUGCUGCUGUAUGAUUAACUAUUAUGUUCUCAGCUGUACACCUGAGCAUGACAUGAUAGCUGCAAGGUAUGUAAUACCUUAGCAAGAGGUGUCCAUAUGAUUCAGGCUGGAAAACAGGACAACAUAAGUUAAAUGCAGUAGUAGCAGCUCAUGUUAUUUUGGGAGCUUGUGUUCAGUUUCAGUGGGCUCAGUGUUUCCCUGUUGUUACUAGUUUUGGGAGCUUGUGUUCAGUUUCAGUGGGCUCAGUGUUUUCCCUGUUGUUACUAGUUUUGGGAGCUUGUGUUCAGUUUCAGUGGGCUCAGUGUUUCCCUGUUGUUACUAGUUUUGGGAGCUUGUGUUCAGUUUCAGUGGGCUCAGUGUUUCCCUGUUGUUACUAGAGCUUGUGUUCAGUUUCAGUGGGCUCAGUGUUUUCCUGUUGUUACUAGUUUUGGGAGCUUGUGUUCAGUUUCAGUGGGCUCAGUGUUUCCCUGUUGUUACUAGUUUUGGGAGCUUGUGUUCAGUUUCAGUGGGCUCAGUGUUUUCCCUGUUGUUACUAGAGCUUGUGUUCAGUUUCAGUGGGCUCAGUGUUUCCCUCUUGUUACUAGUAUAAACUCUUCUGUUUUAUGUUGUCUGUACUGUACCAGCAUGGCUGUUCUCUUCUCUUGCCCUUUUGUUAUAAAACCCUUGACAGAAUCUCUCUGUCUGUGAUUUUAGUAAUGCUGUCACUUAGCGCUGAUUUUCACAGUAAAUUCUAUACUAGUUCUGAUGCAAUGUUUUGCCCUAUAAUAUUUUUUGCUUGGUUACAUAUGAAUUUUACUGUUCAAUCCUGUUGUGCUGCAGUAGAGACACUCUGCCACUGAAGUCUUUUUUUCAAUGAUUUUCUGACUGCACUGCAUUCACAGUUCUGCAGUGUCUCCCUUAUUAGCAGACAGGUGCAUUGGUUGCAUUCAGCACUAACCUUACUGUACUGUUCUCAUGAGCCUUUAUCUGUACCUGUACCAUAAGUCCUUGUGCUGCAACAGUAAAACAAGCUACAGUGCUGUUAUCACCCCCGAUGUGGGCUCUGUAUAGGUACAUUGCAUGCACGUGUACAUACAUAUAUAUUUUGAUACUAGCUCCACUAUUCAUACACUCUGGAAUAUACUAGCUCCACUAAUCAUACACUCUGGAAGGGUCCUGCCUGUCUUUAUUCUGCUGUUCAUUGUGUUCUAAUGUUCUUAAGCAUACUGUGUCACUUUGAUAAGUAAUUGUAGAACCCCCUUACCUUAGCAGUAUGUGUCAAGAGCAGUGCUGUUGUGUAUCUGCUCACCGUUGCAGGGAGAUUGUUCACUUGCUUAACUUCAUAUUACUAACACAAUGCCAGAUAUAAGGUGGAGUGGAAAUAAUUGUGUUAGAACACACUUUCAGAACAGAUGUUGUUUACUACUAAAACCUUUUCAGACUUUCUUUGGUUUGAAUAAAACACUAUUUGGGGACUAAUCUGCCAAAUCUGGUGUCCACCCUAAGAAAAAAUGGUAUGGGAGUUGUGAGGCCCAGUAGUAAAGUUCAGGUAGUAAUGAGGUCCACAUCUGAUUCAUGCUUUGUGCAAGUCUGAGGCCUAUGAGUAAAGUGCAGCUGUAAAUGUGGGUCUUCAUGUAUGUUAUGGUUUGUGUACACACAAGGAUGGGACCCACAAGAAAGGGAUGAACUUACUAAUAGUUCAUUGUUUUGGAAUACCUGAGGCCCAGAAGUAAGGAUUAGGUAUUUGCAAGGUCCAGCAGUAAGAGCAGAUUAUAUCUGAGAUCAACCACAAAUGUUUGCAGAAGAGAAGGCAGGCAAUGGAUAGAUCAAGUAAGACAGACAAGGCAUUUUACAGGUGAUAGUUUAACAAACAGUAAGAACUUUGAUGCACUAACUUUUAUAGUGGUGUUCUUUUCCAGCUAACAUUAUACCAUGUAAUCAUAUUUCCUAAAAAGGAAGACAGGAGUAUUUACAUUUUGUCACUUGGGUCAUUCACUCUAAUUAAAUGUUGAGGACAUUUGUUUUUAAAGUAAUGAGUGGUCAAUGUAUGACAGCAGAACAUAAAUAGUUUAGUACAAUUCCAUAUCCCAAACUUGGAAAAAAAAAAGGCAAAAAAUCUGAUUCCAUGUACUAGGUGUUUGGAAAUGUAUGCUUUCUAUGGAUAUCACAGCUGAAAUGAACAAACCCUGCACUUGAUACUAUGAUGUGAUUGCAGUAACCUAGUUGUGCUUUGCAUCUUGAUCAUCUACCCCAAGCGUAUUCUAAUAUGUGUUGUGUGAUAUCGUUUUGCAAGUUUUCAUGCACCAGGCCAGUUUAAGGAGUUAAAUUUCACAAGCUGUAUCAUUUAAAGAAAAUGCCCUAAACCGUACUCAUUAAAUAAAUGUCCAUGUACAAAGCUACAUUACAAGAAAUGCCACAUCAGCUAACACUGUAAGCAUCUAGCUUUGGGAAUAGAUUUUGCUGUGCAUUGCUUUCAUUUAUUUUUGUACUGGAAUUAUAAAAGAGGACUAGAAACAGAUGUCUUUUGGAGUGCUUUUAUAUUUCUGUGCUUGUUGUGACUAGCAUGGUGUCUAACAGACCUGUAUGUAAUCCUCAGCUGCAAUAACUGCUUUUGAAGUAUCCUUUAGAUCUCGGAGUUAAACAAGUUUCACCUUUUUCUAGGCUAGUAGCUGGUUUAUGUUAUUACAGCAGCUAGUCCUGUCAACUGUUUGCUGGGGCCUGCUGCCAGAUGUCACUGCUGCCUAUACACAUUAAGUGUAGUGGAAAGUGAAAAUAUAUGUUUUCUUGUUUGAAGUGUGUGUGUAGUACAGUAACGGGGUGAUUUAAUUUCCCUGUCUGUGCCUUCUCAGUGCCUUCAAGCUGAGUCAGCACAGAAACAUAUGGUUUGCUUGAAUGUACCUAAGCUUUGAUUAGCCUCCCCUCCUGUAAUUGGUUCUGCUUCUCACACACUGUCAGUAGCCACAGAUGAUACUAACAGUAUUGUUUAAUUACACGGUGAUAGGAAGGAUGGCUGCACCUCUUCCUGCUACAGUUUGCUACUGCAGUGUUACAAGAAAUGAUUACUUUGUUUAAAGACAUCGGCUGACCACUUGCACUUAAUUCCUGUUUUAUUUUAGGAGUGGCUAUUCCUUUGAACAGUAUGAGUGUAACAUUACACGACUCUCUCUCGACUACAGUACCAAUGGAAAUCAGAAGCUAAACAAGGAGAAUGCUGUACCUGGCUGGAUAAUGGGCAAUUACACAACAUAGUACAAAUCGGGUAGUUACUGCUACAACCUAAUAGUACCAAGUAAGGAAUACCCUCAUAUAGAAUCACAUGACCACUUACUAACGCACAAAAUAUAGGCUUGGCUCUGAGAGUUUUAUAAGCUGCUUCGUGCAGAGUAUCUAUCUUUAGUUAAAAACUGAAAAAACAAUACUCUUGCUGAGAUUUAAUAAAGAAUACAAAGCCCUAUAUGUGUUAUAUACACUGGAAGCAAAACUGAAACUUUUAACUGGGUGUGUAUCAACGUCAUUUGUAACUCCCACCCUGGGACAGCAUGUUCCUACUUUUGACAGUAAUGUCAAAUGUCUCAGAAAACUGUCAAACUCAGGACAGUCUCAGCAACAUUCUAUGAUCUUGUGGCAAAGUAAUUUAGCUUAUAGUUAUAUAUAUGUCUUCUGUGAAAAAUGCCUUCCAUUGUACACUGUAGCUUGAAUAUUACAUCGUUUAGUCCUUCUAAUAAUAGUUUUCAUUUCCUUAAAGAGAAACAAAAAUGACAUAGACAAAUUCUUUUAAUGUAAUGCUUAGAUUCUUAGAAAAAAAUUCAUCAAUGCAUGUAUUAACACCCUCAGUGUCCACAUCCCCAGAGUUUCUUUUCUGCACAUUCCACUGUAAAAGAAAUGCACAUGAAAAUAAGGUUUUAGACAUCUGGUUUUAAAUAUUUAGCACAUUUCCCUGUGGUUCUAUUAUUGUUUUCUACUGUUUCAGUUUCUUAUGACCUUAUGGUUAAGGCAGGUAAGUGUAUACAAGACAUAUUUCUUAGCACUGCACAUAAGACAGCUAAGUGUAUACAAGACAUAUUGCUUAGCACUGCACAGAAUGCAAUGAGAGAGUAGUUUGAGAAAUCCUAUCAGUUGCAAGCCUUGCAGAAGUCACUUGUGUGUUUAAACUUACUAUACCCUUUUACAGCGAACAGUACAUUUAAGGAAAUGUUAUAGCACAGGAUUAAAACUGUUACAAUUUUUCUGUGUUACCAUCCACAUUAUAAAAUAUAUGCUAUGAUACACGUUUGCACUAUAUGUUUAUCAUCUCUCUUAUGAAACAGACAUAUUUCUUGAGUCCUUUUUGACCAAGGACUGCACAUCUUUGUCCAGUCAACCUGGAUGUUAGUGUCAGAUUUGCUAGUUUUGUUAAGAGUUUACGUUUGAGAAGAUUUACCAAUACUGGUAUCUUUACCAAAGUUUUCAUUUUGGUGUUGUUGAGUUCCUUUUCUUAAGGAUUUAAUGUGUGUCAAGAGGAGGUGGGUAAUGCCAUUAAUGCUUUCAGGAUUUCCCAUCAUGGCCUGCACUCAGUGGAGUAAUCUGGACCUAGGGUUAUGGGCUUUUUUAAAUUAACUCUAUUGAAAAUAUAGGUAGCUCUGGCUACUGCAGCCACUGUGGCUGUCCAUUCAUUACUUAAGAGUCAGGCCUUACUCAGUGAAGUGCUUAACAUUUGUCAGAAACUGUGUCUAUGAUGUAUCAUUUAAUUUAUGAUGACAGUGUUACCCCAACUAAUGUCAUGUUAAAUCUGAGAAUGAUAGGGUUUAGCAUCCCUGCAAUCUCAUCUGGAUCUAUAUUGUGGCCAUUUUACACCUCAGUUUGUGCAAAUGAUUGAAAGGUGCCAACACCUGACUGUUUGCAGAUAAAGUACUACUGAUGUUUUAUUUUUAUUGUUUUGGAUUUUUAUAAUGUUUCUGGUACGAUUGUUGCUCUGUAUUCUUGUUUAUGUAUAUGGUUUGAGUAUGAAUAAAGUUUUACAAAACAUG
This is a messenger RNA of Protopterus annectens (West African lungfish), 8531 nucleotides long. RefSeq names its product basal cell adhesion molecule (Lutheran blood group) (gene BCAM). Gene Ontology annotation, molecular function: cell adhesion molecule binding. The record is from RefSeq and is a predicted model, not a curated record. Bases 66 to 1940 code for a protein of 624 amino acids. Gene Ontology annotation, biological process: cell-cell adhesion. Gene Ontology annotation, cellular component: cell-cell junction; plasma membrane. The transcript has 17 exons. NCBI's taxonomy places the organism in Eukaryota, Metazoa, Chordata, Ceratodontiformes, Protopteridae.